Molecule: messenger RNA, 2319 nt
Organism: Haliaeetus leucocephalus (bald eagle)
Lineage: Eukaryota; Metazoa; Chordata; Aves; Accipitriformes; Accipitridae
Gene: LIMD1
Product: LIM domains containing 1
Exons: 8
Coding region: 1-1794 (597 amino acids)
Biological process (GO): negative regulation of hippo signaling; regulation of DNA-templated transcription; positive regulation of miRNA-mediated gene silencing
Cellular component (GO): transcription regulator complex; nucleus; P-body
Molecular function (GO): transcription corepressor activity
Source: RefSeq, a predicted model, not a curated record
AUGGAUAAGUACGACGAUCUGGGUCUGGAAGCCAGCAAGUUCAUCGAAGACCUCAACAUGUACGAGGCUUCCAAGGACGGUCUCUUUCGGGUGGACAAAGCCGCCGGCAACAACCCCGAGUUCGAGGAGACCAGGCGGGUCUUUGCCACCAAAAUGGCCAAGAUCCACCUCCAGCAGCAGCAGCAGCAGCAGGAGGAGAUGCUGAUGGCCGCCCUGAACGGAGGAGCUGCUUUCAACCCCCCCCGGCCCAGCCCGCCGGCGGCACGGGGUGCCAAACCACCCCCGGCCUCCGCCGCCGAGGGGCCUCGCACGAGGCCGUACGAUAGUGGGGAGCGCGGCUUUGGCGAGAGCGGGCCGCGCGCCGAGGCCCCGGGGAGCCAGGCCGGGCGCCGGGGCUGGGAAGCGGAGCCCGACAGGAUCCCCAGAGCGGGGGGCUUACGUCCCGGCGUGGGGCAUGGGGAGCAGCAGACCGGGAGCCCCGGCGACCCCCAGCCCUGCCGCGGCGGGCAGGAGAACGGCAGCGAGGGCAGGCGGUGUGGCGGGGGCCGUGACCCGACGCCAGCCGGGCAGAGGUCCUCCUCCUUCUCCCAUGCCCGGACCCCCCCGGCACCCUCGGCGGGAUCAGAGGAGGGGGCACUGGGGGCACUGCUGCAGCAGAGGUCAUCCUCCUUCUCGGCCCCCUCGGUGCAGCCCGCCCGGGGGUUUUCGGGCCCCGCCGAGCCCUGUGGUCCCAGGGCCGGAGGGGACGUCAACCAGCUGUGGUACCAGGGUGUCCCGCUGUCCUUUUCCUCCAGCUCUGCGCCCGCCGCCCCGAGCGUGGACUACCAGCACACCACUGCCUACCCCAGCCCAGCUGGCCACUUCGUGGCCCACGGUCAAAACCACCGGCCCAACGGCAGCGGUGCAAGCCCAGAGCCGGGCUCCUCACGCCUGGCUUCGCUUGGGCCGACGGCUCCGGAUGCCCCACAGCCGCUUUUCCCAGAGGGUGUGAGCGGCCCACGGUCGGACGCCGGGCACCCGGAGGGCUCCAGCACGGUGAAGGUGAAGCUGCCCUGCCAGACCCUCCUUCCACAGCCAGAGCAAGGGCCGUCGGCGGCCGAGCUGAAGCUGGAGGCACUGACCCAGCGCCUGGAGCAGGAGAUGGAUGCUCGGCCAAAGGCUGAUUACUUCGGCACCUGCGUGAAGUGCAGCAAGGGGGUGUACGGAGCAAACCAGGCUUGCCAGGCCAUGGGCAACCUCUACCACGACGGCUGCUUCACCUGCGGAGCCUGCAGUCGAAAGCUGAGAGGAAAAGCCUUUUACUUUGUCAACGGCAAGGUGUUCUGUGAAGAAGAUUUCCUGUAUUCUGGUUUCCAGCAGUCAGCUGACAGGUGUUUCAUUUGUGGUCAUUUGAUAAUGGACAUGAUCCUGCAGGCUCUUGGGAAAUCAUAUCAUCCAGGCUGCUUCCGAUGCGUGGUCUGCAACGAGUGUCUGGAUGGUGUGCCAUUCACUGUAGACUCUGAAAACAAAAUCUACUGUGUCAGGGAUUACCACAAAGUUUUAGCUCCCAAGUGUGCAGCGUGUGGACUUCCCAUUCUGCCCUCCGAGGGUUCUGAUGAGACCAUUCGGGUUGUGUCCAUGGACAAGGAUUACCACGUGGAAUGUUAUCACUGCGAGGACUGUGGGAUGGAACUGAACGACGAAGACGGGCAUCGCUGCUACCCACUAGAUGAACAUUUGCUUUGUCACUCCUGUCAUCUGAAACACAUAGAGAACGGCACAACCCCAGCAGCUGCGUACCAGCACCACUACUAGCCAGCGUGGCCAACAUCAGAAAGCCAGGACAGAAGACUUGUUAUAUGAUCUCCCUCUCCCCACCCUCAGUUGAUUUCCUGUGCAUGUUUUUCACCAGUCGACAAUGUUCCUGUAAAAGGAUAUGAGAGAUUUUUGCUGGAUUCCCAGAGUUUGUAUGCUUGUGAGUUCCAGCUGUAUCAGACCAUGUCUACUUGACCAAGUAUGUGGCGUGUUAUCUAAACUGAUUGGUUUACGUGCCUUUUUCUGCUGUCUGGAGAUUCCUCUUGGCUCAUUUUGGAGGAUUCUUCAGUGAAAGCACAAUUUGCUGUCGUGCCUAUGAACUCAGAUCGUGCCAUGCACAAUUAAAAAGCCAGAGGCUGGCCUGCCUGCCUGCUGGGGACAUCCCGUCAGUCUACUAACUGUUUCCUGACAAGCACAUUUCAUCAGAUUCCCUGAAGGACAUCAACCUAUUAAUACCAGUUUUUAGACUCUCUCUCUCUUUUUAUUAAUUCUUUAGGAAAAGAAAAGAAAGGGGUCUGUGCAAAA